Ciona intestinalis (vase tunicate) is the source of this 4859-nucleotide messenger RNA. The record is from RefSeq and is a predicted model, not a curated record. Lineage: Eukaryota; Metazoa; Chordata; Ascidiacea; Phlebobranchia; Cionidae.
CAAGUUGUUUGCCUUUAAUUAUAGAUACCUUGAAUGUUAAUGAAUGUCGAAAACUAAUGUAUUUUGUGCCGUUAAAUUAAUGCAACUAAGUCUUUGAACGUACUUUCUGCGAAUUCGUUUGUAUAAGAUGGAUAAGUUUAACUUACCAAGCGUUGGAAGAGGCCGCGGGCUUUCAGUUUUAAAAUUACUUCAAGAAAAAUCUGAUUCUGAAGCUAAAUCUGAAGAAUGUGGUUCCACCACCACACUUGCUGCAGGGGAUAACACAGGGGUUGAUUCUGCCGUGUCAAAACUAAGUCUGACAAGCUCACUAGGCCGAGGUCAAACUGUUGGGUUGAUAGGUCGUGGGCAAGCUUUGUCGCCCCCAUUUCAACUGCAAGGUGCUGCUGGUCGUGGACAAAUGUCAUUUUUGUCAAAAGGACGAGGCUCUGCUUUACUUCAGGAGCUUGGUAUUGGUAAAUCAGCAGAAGCUCUAAAACCUUGUGAAAGUCUGCCCGUUGUAUUGAGAGAAAAGACACCAGAAGUUGAACUUAAAAAGCAGAAAACUUUAACCACUCAACCACAAUCAAUUGCUCAACCAUCAAUAACAUCACAGGAUAUCACUAAGGUGGAUGAGGUUGUUAAAUACCAUGGUCAAAGUGGUCGACGAAACGAUAUACGAGUUAACUGUGUUCGUGUGAAAUGCAUUAACCUUGCUGUAUAUCAAUACCAUGUCUCCUUUGAACCAGUGGUUGACAGCAGAAACAUGAGGUUUAUGUUGUUAAACCAGCAUCGAGAAGUUAUAGGAAACACAAAAGCCUUUGACGGGACCAUCCUCUAUUUACCAAUGAAGCUUGAGCUUAAUGAACUUCGUCUGAAAUCUAAGCGUGUCACAGAUGAAGCAGAUAUCGUUGUGUUGAUCAGGUUCACAAAAGCAAUUGAUCCUGCCUCUUCCCAGCUGAUACCUUUUUAUAACACAGUAUUGAAACGGUGUAUGAGACUCCUUGAUAUGUGCCCCGUUGGCCGAAACUAUUAUGACCCUACAUCUCCAAAAACCAUUGAAAAGCUGCAACUGAUUUUGUGGCCUGGGUAUGUCACUGCUAUCAAGAAAUUUGAGGAUGGUUUGAUGUUAAAUAUUGAUGUAUCGCAUAAGGUUCUGCGUCAGGAUACGGCCAAACAUGUAAUGGUUGAAGCCUACAAAAGAUCCCCAAACCAAUAUCGUGAUGCUUGUGUAAAGGAGUUAGUUGGAGCGAUUGUGCUUACGCGGUACAACAAUAAAAACUACCGUGUUGAUGAUAUAGCGUGGGACAUGACACCCUCAAGCUCUUUUACCAAUUCAAAAGGUGACAAGCUCACUUUUGUUGAAUACUACAAAGUUCAAUACAAAAUAGAAAUCACUGACUUGAAGCAACCAAUGUUGGUACAUCGACCUAAAAAGCAAACGCAGCGAGAUUUCAAGAGAAAUGAAGGGGAAGAUUAUUGCAUUUGUUUGGUCCCUGAGUUGUGCUACCUUACUGGAUUAUCCGAUAAGCUGAGAUCUGAUUUCCGAGCGAUGCGAGAGAUACGUGACAACACAUCCUUUGAUCCAACCCGACGAAAUGCUUGUCUGGAGGAGUUUCUUAAGCGAGUUAACAUGAACACCAAUGCAAAGAACGAACUACUCAGAUGGGGUCUUGAACUCGACAUGAAAACUUGCUCCACUUUUUCUCGCUCUCUUCCUUCUGAAAAGAUCAUGGUAGGAAGAAACCAAGUGUUCUCAUGCGGUCCAGAUGCAGAUUUUGGAAGAGAAGUUACGCGCUCACCUGUUAUUACUCCAAUCCCAAUUAAUAACUGGCUACUUGUUUUCGUAAAGAGAGAUUCGAACAAGGCUGAAAAUUUCUUUCAAAAGAUGAUGGAAUGUACAAGAAAGUUGGGGAUUGAUCUCAGCAAGCCCAGAUUUCUUCAAUUGAAUGAUGACAGAACAACAAGCUAUAAAGAUGCCAUCUCUCAAUCACUGAACCCAUCCACACAGCUGGUGGUGUGUAUAUUCCCUACUUCCCGUGAUGAUAGAUACAACGCCAUAAAGAAAUUAUGCUGCGUCGACAUGCCUGUCCCUUCGCAAGUCAUCAUUUCACGCACUUUACCCGAUGACGCAAAAAUGGGAAAGUUUCGGUCAGUGACAAUGAAAAUUGCUCUUCAGAUCAACUGUAAGCUUGGUGGGGAACUCUGGACAGUUGACAUCCCUCUUAAAGGACUUAUGGUUUGUGGGAUUGACGUUUAUCAUGAUCCAUUAAAAAGAGGAAAAUCUGUUGCAGCAUUUAUUGCAAGUUCUAACAGGUUAAUGUCUACUUGGUUUUCAAAAGCAAUCAUUCAACAACCUCACCAAGAGUUAAUCGAUAGUUUGAAACAGUGCUUUGUAAAUGCAUUGAAGAAUUACUAUGAGCUAAAUCAUGCUUUGCCAGAGCGUAUCGUUAUUUUCCGAGAUGGAGUCGGUGAUGGUCAACUAAACAUAGUGGCUGAACACGAAGUGGUUCAACUUCAAUCAUGUUUUGAAAUGUUCUCAAAGGUUAAGGGGGAUAAAUAUAACCCAAUGCUAACAGUUGUGGUAGUUUCUAAACGCAUCAACACAAAGUAUUUUUCACUUGAUUCGAAAGGUUUGUCUAAUCCCUGCCCAGGCUCUGUGUUAGAUCAUACUGUGACACGACCAAACUGGCCGGAUUACUUCUUGGUGUCUCAGCACGUAAGACAGGGUACCGUCUCACCUACACAUUACAUUGUAGUCAGUGGUCAUGAACAUUUAAAACCCGAUCACAUGCAACGUCUGUCAUAUAAACUCACACACAUGUACUACAACUGGCCAGGAACCGUAAGAGUGCCCGCACCUUGCCAAUAUGCUCAUAAACUUGCUUACCUUGUUGGUCAAAGCCUUGGGCAGCACCCUGCACCGCAACUUUGUAACAAGCUGUUUUAUUUAUAAUUGUGUAGCCGGUAUAUUAAAAUGUGUUACCGAUUUUUGAUGGUUUGCCUGUAUUUGCUUUCUAUGCCAGCAAAUUUUGUGUAAGUUAUCCAAAACAAGGCGUGCCAAAUUAUUGAAUAUAAGCUUCAGCCAUUUAAAAAACUGUUAUUUGGAGUUCAAAUUUUACCUGCUUCAAGUUUUUUUAACUGCCGAGUAACUACACACACACCAUAUUUAAUAUGCAUUGUUUUAUAAUUUUAAUACAUCGUGCUUUUUCAACAUUUUUAUCUCAAUGUCUUCUACAAUUUGCUUAAUGUUUAAUUCAAUAGUAUCAUUCAGUACAAAGUCAACAAUUCAAAACAUAACCAACAUUUUUCAUCAAAUGUAAAUGAGACAUGCUGUUAAAUAUAUGGGAACUUUAUUUAAUAAUGUGGUCGAAUGCAACAGUAUAACUGGACACUAAAACAUAAUGUCACUGCUGUAACUUUGUUGACUUUCAAUUGUCUGAACACAAACCGUUCCAUUUUCUAUUUCUUUGUUCGUUCUUUAUAUUUCACAGAUUGCAUGUUCGCAGCAUUUAUAAUUUAAAAUAUCAUUUGGACGAUUUUGCAAUAAUUUUUUUAUAGGUAAAAUUGCCAAUCCUAAUUUUAUGUCACCAAAUUUCUUUAUUGCAGAAGAGUUUCUCAAUUAACGCUAUGUUUAUAUAAUAUUUCAAAAUCUGUCACCUUGAAAAUACAAAAACAAGCAAGAUCUUUUUAAAGUUAUUUGGUAAUUUACGCUGGUUAUGCUAAAACCGGUACCAAGACAAUGGCUGCCGUGUUCAAUGAGUUCGGCUACAAUACGUACGACUUCUUUGAGAACUCGUUUUACCUCGGUAAGGAUUGGGUAAAAAUAAUCAACGAAGGUGGAACCGUGGAAGAUUUUCGAAGAAUGUACAAAGGUGUUGAUUCGCCAACUUUUAUUUUCUGGGAGGAAAUAUCAGAAGCUUACCCGGAAGCUAAGAUAAUCUUUUCUGUGCGGGAUGAAGAAUCCUGGCUUCGUAGUUUGGAGAAGCAAGUACAUUCUCAUGUGUCUGAACCGAAGUAUCUUUUAAUGCAAAUGCUCUCUUACUCAGGAUGGGGCCUCUUUAGGUUUACUCAAGCUACUGCUCUUGUGGUUAUCGGUGCCGCAAUAAAGUGGCCUUGGGGACCAGUAAAUUAUAACCCAACAUUAUGGAAGAGAAUUUAUAGGAAUCACAACAGCAACGUUCUGCAAAACGCACCAAAAGAUAAACUGUUGAUAGUCAACUUUAAAGACGGUUGGGGACCAAUCUGUGAAUUCCUGGGGGAGAAAGUUCCAGACAAGCCCUUCCCGCAUGCGAACAAGGGAGCAUCGCUUAUAAAGGAAUCGAUGGAAAGUCACCCGAUCGUGAUAAAAAUGCUCAGAGAGACAAUGUUUACUCUCGGAGUUCUUACUCUCAUUGGGGCGUAUGGUGGGUACAAGGUUUACCAAAACCCAGCAAGUAUAAGUGGUUGGUUCAAUAAUACGAUGAUAAGGUUUAAGUUCUGGUAACUCGUAAUCCUAAUUUUAAAAGCAGAGUCUCUAGGUUACAGUGUUAUAAUUUUUUGAAAGUUCUUUGUUUACUACCAAACGGGACGAGAAAAUAGAACGAAAAGGUGUCCCAUCUUCCCCACUCUACUAUAUAAAACUCCAAUACAUUAACAUCUGCCAGCUUUACUAGUAUUGUGCUUGUCAGGAACUUGAGAGCUCAAGUGUGUCUGCAUAAGUUGGUAAUUCAAAGUUCGUAGAUGUAUUGUUUGCAUUAAUUGUCUAGCUCUUUCUACGAAGUUAGAUUUGUUUACAUGUAGAAAUCAUAAAGGCCUUGUAGGCCUAUACUGCUUACUGUUUGUCAUUGUCAACUUAUUGUUCGCCAGUGCUGUAAAAUAAAACUGCUAUGGGCUAUAACGUA